Messenger RNA from Tuber aestivum (summer truffle), 655 nucleotides. The record is from the annotation of a GenBank genome assembly. NCBI's taxonomy places the organism in Eukaryota, Fungi, Ascomycota, Pezizomycetes, Pezizales, Tuberaceae.
GAUGCCCUCAGAUGCCGAUGUCAAGUUGCUACUAAGUUGUUUGCUCAACUCUAAUCAGACUGUAAGUGAGAGAGUAUAACUAGGAACAUCACAUAAAUUAACCCAUUUCCAGGAGAUUGAUUUUGUGUCAGUGGCACGGGAGUCCAGCUAUACGAACCCUAGAUCCGCAUCAAAUCGGCUCGCUGUGUUGAAGAAGAGGCAUAACACUUUUGCUCGUUUGGCUAAGCGUACUCCACCAGGGCCAACAGUAAAACAGCCACCGGUAGCACCCCGCAUACCCCCAACAGCCAGUGUAUUCUCUCCGAGUGGGGAUGUUAGAACCGCCAAAACUGAGUGGCAGGGUGAUCACGUUCCGGCACCUGGACUCGAGGCCGCUUGGCCCGCGGAAUGGGAAUUGAUGGUUAAUCACGGUGACGAUGCCUUCCCUGUCUGGGAGAAUUACAGCUUUCUACUAGACCAACCACCCCUGCCACCCGGUGCCGUCGAACCUGAGAUUAGCGCUUUUCAUCCGUCUUACCCACCUACUGCCUCCGAUUCUUGGCCGUCAUAUCCCGCCUUCCACCCGUACCGCAUACAGGAUGGUUCCGAACUGAACUUUGAGCAAUCGGAAUUGCAGCCACCUGCUCUACCGGCAGAAUGGCGAUCAUGGGAAUGA